This is a messenger RNA of Plasmopara halstedii, 2043 nucleotides long. Its product is annotated as RxLR-like protein. Bases 1 to 2043 code for a protein of 680 amino acids. NCBI's taxonomy places the organism in Eukaryota, Oomycota, Peronosporomycetes, Peronosporales, Peronosporaceae. The transcript has a single exon. The record is from RefSeq and is a predicted model, not a curated record. Gene Ontology annotation, molecular function: acid phosphatase activity; metal ion binding.
AUGACACAGACAUUAGCAUCCGUUUCUAUAGUCUUGUUGCUAUGGGCGCUGCUACCAAGCAGUCAUGCGUCAAGUUUUCAAGGAGAACUCUUUUCAUCUGCUUACUAUCACUGGUUUUAUCGCCGGUAUCGAGGUGGAGCUUGGAUAGCUCAUCAAGAACGACACGAGUGUUUUGGACACUCCACAAUGUGUACAUUUGUAUCACGAAAUGACAUGACGAAAUUGUCGGUUAAUACGACAAUUGUUCAGCAUCUAGACACAGUUGAAGUGACUUUUGCAAUCAAGGAUAUCGAGAUUGAUGAUCUCGUGGCAGUUUAUCUUGUCGAUUCUGAGAAAGUUACAAAGUUCGAAGGAGACCCUCUUUCGGAUUUUAUUGACUACGUCUAUGCCAAUGAAAGUCGCACUAUUCAUUCGGGAGUCUUUUCGAUUGUAUUUGGACCUUUGGUAAAUAUGCGAGCGUCUUAUCAAUUUAAAUAUCUUCGAAAGCUCGAGUCUGUUGAAUAUAAUGAAGAUGGCCAAGAGCGACCACGAUUUGCAGUCGUGGGUGAUUCUCCUUUUAUUGAGAUGGAACGAGGUCAUACUGAACCAUUACAAAUUCGAUUAGCAUUGACCGAAAAUAAGGGAGAAUUGCGUGUUACGUGGGUUAGUGGACAAACCGCUGGUCCUUAUGUAAAGUUUAAACUAGCAUCAGGACAAUUGUUAGAAAGUCGAGCAAAUGCAACAUUUGGAUCGUAUGAUGCUCAAGAUCUGUGCGAACCUUCUGCUACGAAUCGUUCUUCUGUUUAUUUUCGACACCCAGGGUAUCUUUAUGAUGCUGUGAUGACUGAUUUAAUCCCUGGUAGGAAGUACGUUUAUCGAGUAGGUAGUGACACAGGAGUAUUAAGUCCAGAGAUUGAGUUUAUCUUUCCUACAGCGCUUCAAGAUUACGAUGCGGACAAGCAGCAAAGACCACAAAGUUUCUUUGUCUUUGGAGACCUUGGCACUAGCGUGCUAGAUGAACCAGUCGACGAGCUUGAUAUCGAUCAAAGCCCAGAACGCCAUUUCACUGGACUAAACAUGGUGUCGAGACCUGCAAAAUGGAGUGACGAGCGUUCUGUGAUGGAGCGAAUUUGUCAGGAUCUUGAUGAAUCGCUACAAGAUGAUGCAAGAAUUGAUUCCCCCGAAUACGCGGCGCUGGUACAUGUGGGCGACAUUUCGUAUGCCAAGGGCAAGACGUACAUCUGGGACCAAUAUGGUGCAAUUGUACAGUCUGUGGCUUCACGACUGCCGUAUAUGGUAGGAGUUGGAAAUCACGAGUAUGACUAUAUAGAGAAUGGUGAAGGUCAUGAUUUGUCCGGAGAAGAGGCUGCGCUUUCGAAUGGAUGGCAUCCAAAAAAUGGGAACUUUAAAACUGAUUCCAAUGGAGAAUGUGGCGUUCCUUUUGCUCGUCGCUUUCACAUGCCUCAAGCAACGAAUGAGGGCGCGAAUCCUCCAUUCUGGUACAGCUUUCAAGUAGGAUUGACCCAUCACAUCGUUUUAAGUAGCGAACAUCGCUGCACAAGUGGCUCAUCCAUGCGAAAGUGGCUCGAAAGAGAACUGGAACAAUAUGUUGACCGUAAUGUAACACCAUGGCUGAUUGUACAUCUUCAUCGUCCACUUUACUGCUCAGAGAUGUACGAAGCGGAUAACAAUGUAGCUAAGAUAUUACGUGAUUGCUUUGAAGAUCUCUUCGCUACAAACAAUGUGGACUUUGUCUUUUCUGGACAUUACCACGCUUAUGAACGAACGUUUCCAGUAUAUCAUGGUAUUUGUCAAGAACAUGAUCAAAAGGCACAAGCUCCCAUUCACAUUAUGAUUGGUUCAGGAGGGGCAGAACUUGACGAUAUUUCAUAUUUUCAGUCCUUUUGGAGUCGGUCGCGACAACAAGAAUAUGGAUAUGGACGACUUCACAUUUACAAUGCGUCGCAUGCGCGCUUUGAGUUCGUACGUGCUCGUGAUCGUGUAGUGACCGAUGCCAUUGUUGUCAUAUCAAAUCACAUGAAUGCCUUCGAGCAAGAGAAUUAG